CUUGUAGUCACAGGCGACAAAAAGGAAUUGCAGAAAAAUAUUUGCCCGGUAACAGAAACUAAUCGACCCAUUAAAUGUCCUAGGAGUACCAAGACUUUGAUUAAACCAGGGCAUGACGCAGAAUGCGUGUUAACCAUCAAAAAUGAAAAGACCGCUGAAAAGGAUGUUGAUAGGAAACGUCUGUCAAAGAACAGCACCGAUUCGGACUUUGAGAUUUCAACUAUGCCUCAACCGACGCUGGCUAGAGCGCGUUUCCGAGAUCGAAGUCCUUACAGGCAGACGAGUGGAAAAACCCAUGACAACAACAGCACCAUCACCACCAGUAACAACAAUACUUCCCAAUCACUGAACAGAGACUCGGCAAAACGUAGAAAGGCGCCCAAGGACAGUGAUGACAGCCUGCUGGAUAAUGCUUUAGAACUGAAACGAGAACUUACAGAAGUGGAGAUUGUGAGUAACGAGGAGAAGUUGGAGAGCUACCUGAAAGAAUGCCUGACGGAGUGCAGUAGGCAGCGCCUGAGAGCGAUUCAUAUGAGCAUGAGAAGGCUGGGGAAUGUUGAAUCCAGGAUCUCACUCAAAGAUCUUCAUCAGGCUUUCCAGGAGAACUCAGUGAAGCUGUCAAACCGAGUGUUCAAUCUGAUCACGGAGACGUUUGUAGACCAUCUGGGGAUAGACUACGAGAUGCUACACCGGUCAAUGAUGAGAGCCCAGCUUCUCACCAGACGAGACAGUGUGGAGGCCAUGUUAACUCAGAACAACGAAGACUCUCGGCCGGAGAGUCCUCGUGAGGAGCGAGACGCCGACUAUCUCCACAGGCUGGAAGAACAACUUGUCUUGGAUCAAUCCUUCUUUGAUCUGGAGGAAUUGCAGAAGUCUUUCCAAGAAAAGGACAAAAACAACUCCGGAAGGAUUUCCAAAGAAGAGGUCUAUAGAUCAUGUUCAGACGUCCAUAUUCCUUUGUACGGAGCAUUGCUAAAGAAUUUAGUGACCCACUGUGACGGAGGCCAACCGGACACCGUCAACUGGCAUGAAUUUGUGAGUUACUUGGACAAGUCUCAAAAGUCAGCCAUCUCAAAACAUCCAGAAAUGGCGGCACUUCCGGAGAGAGCAAAGCUCAAACAAAUGGCAUCACCGCUAGACUUAAUGGACCCUGAGAAGAAAUCAAGGAUUGUUAAGACUUUGCUGAAGAAGGUGUCGGAGAGCAGGGUGAACGUGUUUGCUGCUAACACGGAUUUGGCUGAACAGGAAACCGAGAAGGCGUCGCCGAAAACUGAAAACGAAUCCAAAACUGAUGACGUCGCAGUUUCUAUUGAAAACGAGACUUCUAGCAACGCGCAAGAGAUGGCAAGUGAAAGCAAGAAACGAGAGUCUGACUUGGAGGAGACCAUCGUUGAGAUGGAUCAGCCUACAGACUUGACAAUGGACGAGACAAGUCUACAAAACGACGCAGAAAACGCCAAUCAAACUGACACUCUGGCAGAUUCCUACGUGACCUUGAGGAUAAAGGGUAAAGAUGUGACCUUGAGAAAACCAGCUGGCUACAACGUGGAAAAUGCCAGCGUGGACUUACCGCCUGAACAUCUGGAAAUAGACUGGGUUUACGGUUACCGUGGAAACGACUGCCGGAGUAACCUUUAUGUCCUGUCCAAUGGGGAGAUAGCCUAUUUCACGGCCAGCAUAGCGAUAUUGUAUGACAGAGAUGCUCAUUCGCAGAGACAUUAUCAGGAACACACAGAGAGAAUAAAGAGCAUGGCUGUUCAUUCUGAUGGUGUUACCAUAGCUACAGGGCAGGUUGACAGUAAAGCAGAAUCGUCAAGUGAGGCUCACGUAAGAAUAUGGAGAGCUGACACUCUGGACACACUCCACGUCUUAGGCAUUGGACUAUUUGAGAAGUCUGUCAUGUGUUUGUCUUUUCCAAAGGUUAAGCGGUCCCCGACACCACCGAUGUCGGAAACGGACGAUGUCAAACUUUUCAAUCCCGAGGAUCAGCUCGUUGCCAUUGACAAUGGACCCGAGAAAAACAUCACUGUAUGGGAUGUUUCCAGUGGAGAGAUGGUCGGAAAGGAAACGCUGGAGGCGGAGGUGAUAUGCGAUGUGGAGUUUAACCCUAAAUAUCCAGACACAUUCGUGACGAUUGGGAAGGAGCACAUUGCCUGGUGGAAGGUUAACGGGGAAACCAACUCUCUAGAGCUGACCCAGCAGCCGUUAUUCGACAAUUACAUGAAAGCCAAGUUUGUGGUGUGUCUAACUCACAACAGUAAGGGGGACCUGAUUACUGGUGAUUCUAACGGGACAGUUUACAUGUGGGCUGAUGGCAGGAACAAAAUCACAAACUUCAUCAAGCACGCACAUGAUGGUCCCGUAUUCUCCUUAUUGCUCCACAAGAAUGUGCUACUGACCGGAGGGCGGGACAGCGUAGUAAGAAGCUGGCAGUGUGGUAAAACCAUGGAACCGCUACAGACGUGUGAGAUACCCAAGACGGAUGGAGGUAUUCGAACUUUGGUAGCUCACAGAAACAGUCUGCUGAUGGGGACGACGACUAACGCCAUACUGAGCGGAGAAAUGUCACCACAUGAUCCCACACCGCUGGAGAAAAUGAAACUCGACGAAAUACCAAUAACUCAGGGUCAUUACGGAGAUUGCCGAGGACUGACGGUUACUGGCGAUGGCAAACAACGAGGUCAUUUCCUCACGACGGCUUUGGACGGAAUCAGCUGUGUUUUUUCUGCGGAGAAACAUGAACCUGUGUGGAAACUUGUGAUGAAGGGAACCCCAUUCCACACGGUUGACGCCAGUCCUAUGGGGAAUCUGUUAGCUUUCGGCACAAAAGAUGGCCAUUUGUUGAUUUUGAAUAUUCUUGAAGAUCACAGUUUUCAAGAGCAAUAUCGUCACAGAAUAACCAAAGAGAAAGUGACUUGUGUGAAAAUAGCUCCAGACACAAACAUGGUGGCGGCUGGAUGCGCAGACAAGACGGUGUGUAUAUACCGGAAACAGAUUAAAGACGAUGGUAUGGUAUUGUGGGAACUGCAAGGAAAAUGUAGGGGCCAUCACGGAAGUAUCAGCUCCAUUGAUUGGUCAACAGAGAUGAGUGAUGACAGCUACUUCCUGCGGACUAGCUCCGUUGCCCCGGAACAACUCUUCUGGAAAGUGAAAUCGCUAGAGAAGAUCGAAAAUGUGGAAGACAUCCAGCAUAUUUGUUGGGCCUCCAAUCUGUGUACACUGGACCUUUCAACCGUCGGUUUGUGGAGUUCCACCCAAGCUGAUGAAGGCGAGGUUAAUGCUGUGGAUGUCAAUCCCGCAAAAACUCUGGUUGCUAUGGGAGAUAGCAGCGGUUACGUCAGUCUGUUCAAGUACCCGUCUUGCCGACAGGGGGCAUUCAGUCAUACAUACAAGGCUCAUCAAUCUGUCCACGCUCUACGAUUUGUUGGUGACGGCAAGCACCUGGUGUCACUAGGAGGCGCUGAUUCAUGCAUCAUCCAGUGGAAGAUCGUGUAAAGUCUCUUGGGUAUU
Messenger RNA from Liolophura sinensis, 3510 nucleotides. Its product is annotated as echinoderm microtubule-associated protein-like 2. Gene Ontology annotation, molecular function: microtubule binding; calcium ion binding. Gene Ontology annotation, cellular component: mitotic spindle. Lineage: Eukaryota; Metazoa; Mollusca; Polyplacophora; Chitonida; Chitonidae. The record is from RefSeq and is a predicted model, not a curated record. Gene Ontology annotation, biological process: microtubule cytoskeleton organization.